Messenger RNA from Molossus molossus (Pallas's mastiff bat), 7773 nucleotides. RefSeq names its product zonadhesin (gene ZAN). The record is from RefSeq and is a predicted model, not a curated record. Gene Ontology annotation, cellular component: membrane. Gene Ontology annotation, molecular function: protein binding. Lineage: Eukaryota; Metazoa; Chordata; Mammalia; Chiroptera; Molossidae.
AUGCUUGACAUCCAGGACAUAGAGAGACAGAAGGGAUCAAUUAUCACCCAGUGUGAUUUUGAGGACAACUCCAAACCCUUCUGUGACUGGACUCAAAUGUCCACAGAUGAUGGGGACUGGAUUCGAGCCAGUGGGCCCUCUCCCAUGGGCAGAGCUGGGCCUUCUGGGGGUUACCCCAAUGGAGAGGGCUAUUACCUGCAUAUGGACUCUAGCACCAUCCACCAGAGUGGGGUGGUCCACCUGCUCAGCUCCCCUCUAUGGGAGCAAGGCCCUCUGUGCGUGCACUUCGCCUACUACAUGUUUGGGCUGCCGUGGGGUGCCCAGCUCAAACUGCUGCUGCUCAUGGGCAAUAACAACAAGCACCCCACCUUGCUUUGGAAACACAUUAACACUCAGAGCCCCUCCUGGAUGCCCACCACUGUCACCGUGCCCAAGGCGUCUGCGGUGCCCAGGCAGCUGGUAUUUGAAGCAGUGAGAGGCAGCCCCACUUACCUGGACAUCUCUCUGGAUGCUAUUUCUAUCCGUCGUGGCUCCUGCGAUAAGGUCUGCAUGAUGAAAAUGUGCAGCUUCGACACUCAAAAUGAUCUCUGUGGCUGGAGCUGGAUUCCCACAGCCACUGGAGCCAAGUGGGUCCAGAAGAAGGGGUCAUCGGGGAUGCGGAAUGUGGGGCCCAAGGAUGACUUCUCCAGCCCUGGUAGUGGCUUCUACAUGCUACUGGACCCCCAGAAUGCAAAGCCAAGGCAGAAAUCUCUUCUCCUGAGCCACCCUAGGCAGUCAUCAGGCUGUCUGAGUCUGUCUUUCCACUACAUCCUCCAUGGCCAGUCUCCUGGCGCAGCCCUCACUGUCUAUGCUUCUGUCCUGGGCAGCAUCCAGAAACACGUUCUUUUCUCAGGACAAUCUGGGUCCAACUGGCAGCCUGCAUCUGUCAAUCAUACAGGCCAGGGACUGAUUCAGUUCACCAUUGUGGGUGUAUUUGGAAAGAUCCCAGAACCAGCCGUGGCAGUGGAUGCAAUCAGCAUUGCUCCCUGUGGGGAGAUCUUACCUCGGUGUGACUUUGAAGAUGCUGCUCAUCCCUUCUGUGACUGGGUCCAGACAUCAGGGAAUGGUGGACACUGGACCAGGGGUGGUAAAAAUAUGUCCAUCCAAGGUACAGGUCCCUUUGGAGGGUCUCUUAACAGAGCAGGUAACUAUAUCUACCUUGAAGCUAACAAGUUAUCCCAGGUAGGCCAGUCUUUCAGACUGGUGAGCCAACCUUUCUGUGCCCUGGGUGCGACCUGUAUGAAAUUUUCCUACCAUAUGUAUGGCCUUGGAGAGGGCACUAGGCUGAAGCUCCUGUUGCAGAGUCCUGCAGGCAGUCCCCCAGCUUCUCUCUGGCAACGCAUUGGGUCUCAGAGUCCUGGCUGGCUAAAUGCCUCCAUCACCAUCCCUUCAGGAUAUCAACAGCCCAUGCAGCUGACACUUGAGGCCAUCAGGGGUACCAGCAGUUCCUUUGUUGUCGCCUUGGGUUUCAUCUUGAUUAAUCAUGGGACCUGUCAAGGACCUGUGCCAACAAUGCUUCCUUCCAAUUAUCCAGUUCCCUAUACUGGUCCUUCUGAGAUCCUUCUCUCCACAGGAAAACCUAUGGCCCCCACAGAAAAACCCACAGUCCCCACUCAAAAACCUAUGGUUCCCACUAGAAAACCCACUGUCCCCACUAGAAAACCCACUCUCCCCACUGAAAAACCCACAGUCCACAUUGAAAAACCCACAGUCCACAUUGAAAAACCCACUGUCCACAUUGAAAAACCCAUAGUCCACACUGAAAAACCCACAGUCCACAUUGAAAAACCCACUCUCCCCACUGAAAAACCCACAGUCCACAUUGAAAAACCCACUCUCCCCACUGAAAAACCCACUGUCCACAUUGAAAAACCCACUGUCCACAUCGAAAAACCCAUAGUCCACACUGAAAAACCCAUAGUCCACAUUGAAAAACCCACUGUCCACAUCGAAAAACCCAUAGUCCACACUGAAAAACCCAUAGUCCACAUUGAAAAACCCACAGUCCACAUUGAAAAACCCACAGUCCACAUCGAAAAACCCAUAGUCCACACUGAAAAUCCCACUGUCCACACUGAAAAACCCAUGGUCCACAUUGAAAAACCCAUAGUCUCCACUGAAAAACCCAUAGUCCACAUUGAAAAACCCAUAGUCCCCACUGAAAAACCCAUAGUCCACAUUGAAAAACCCAUAGUCCCCACUGAAAAACCCAUAGUCCACAUUGAAAAGCCCACUGUCCACAUUGAAAAGCCCACAGUCCAUAUUAAAAAACCCAUAGUCCCCACUGAAAAACCCACAGUCCACAUUGAAAAACCCAUAGUCCCCACUGAAAAACCCAUAGUCCACAUUGAAAAACCCAUAGUCCCCGCUGAAAAACCCAUAGUCCACAUUAAAAAACCCACUGUCCACAUUGAAAAACCCACAGUCCACAUUGAAAAACCGAUAGUCCACAUUGAAAAACCCACAGUCCACAUUAAAAGGCCCACAAUUCCUACUACAACAAGCUGCCCUUCAAAUGCCCACUAUGAACCCUGUGCCUGCCCGGCAUCCUGCCAGAACCCCAAUGUCAACUGCAAGCUCGUCUGCAAGCCCGGCUGUGUCUGCAAUUCUGGCUUUUUGUUUAGUGACUCCCACUGCAUCAAUGCCUCUUCCUGCAAAUGCUUCCACGACAACAAUUACUAUAAGACUGGGGCAGAGUGGUUCGGCCCUAAUUGCACAGAACAUUGUCGCUGCUGGCCUGGUAGUCAGACAGAGUGUCAAACAUCUCAAUGCGGGAAACACACGGUAUGCCAGCUGAAGAACGGCCAGUAUGGAUGUCACCCCCAUGGCACUGCCACCUGCUUUGUCUAUGGAGAUCCUCAUUAUUUCACCUUUGAUGGGAGGCACUUUAGCUUCAUGGGCAAAUGCACCUACAUCUUGGCCCAACUCUGUGGCAACUCAACAGAGCCCUUCUUCAGGGUGGCAGCAAAGAAUGAGGAGCGAGGACACGAAGACAUGUCUUGCCUGAGUGAAAUCUACGUGACAUUGCCUGAGACCACCAUCACCCUGCUCAGGGGCAGGCGCACGCUGGUUGAGGGUCAACAAGUCACCCUCCCAGUCAUACUUUCUAACAGCAUCUUCGUGACUUCAAGUGGGCGAUUUGUGGAGCUGCAGACUGCAUUUGGUUUGCGGGUGAGAUGGGAUGGUGACCAGCAGCUGUUUAUGAGUGUGCCCAGCACCUACUAUGGCAAACUCUGUGGUUUCUGUGGCAACUAUGAUGGCGACAGUAGCAAUGACAACCAGAUGCCUGAUGGCAGGCCAGCACGAGAUGCGGAGGAGCUGGGCAACAGCUGGCAGACAGCAGAGGAUACAGACAAGAAGUGCCAGAAGAACAAGGCAAAUCCCCCAUCUUGUGACUCAGCCUUGCAGAACACUCUAUCAAGGCCAGAGUUCUGUGGACGGAUCAUAGUCUCCCAUGGAGCAUUUGAGAGAUGCCUGCCUCACCUCAUGGCCUCUUUCUUCUUCAACAACUGUGUGCUUGACAUGUGUAAAUUCCAGGGGCUGCAGCAGAUGCUGUGUGCCCAUAUGGCAGCCUUGACUGCGACAUGCCAGAAUGCUGGCUACAUGGUGAAGCCCUGGAGACAACCCCGGUUCUGCGCUCUGGACUGCCCACCCAACAGCACGUACACCAUGUGUGCCAAGCUGUGCCCCGACACCUGCCAUUCCAAGUUCUCUGGCAUGUCCUGCCAGAACCGAUGUGUAGAAGGCUGUGAAUGCAACCCAGGCUUCAUCCUCAGUGGUCUCCAGUGUGUCCCCCAAUCCCAGUGUGGGUGCCUUGACUCCACAGGCCGAUACCUCACGGUAGGGCAGCAGUGGUAUGAGCCAGACUGCAGACAGCUCUGUGUCUGUGAGGGCAACAACAAAAUUCGCUGUGUGCUCUGGAGGUGCCAGGCCCAGGAGGUCUGUAGUCUGCAGGAUGGCAUCUAUGGCUGCCAUGCCAAGGGGUCUGCCACCUGCACUGUCUCAGGGGAUCCCCACUACCUGACAUUUGACGGAGCCCUGUACCACUUCAUGGGCACCUGCAGCUACAUCCUCACCAAGCUUUGCUGGUUGAGAUCCUUCAAGAACUACUUUGUCGUGAGCACCACCAAUGAGUUCCGAGAUGGGAACUUGGAGGUCUCCUAUGUAAAAGCCGUCCACAUACAGGUCUUCAACCUCAGAAUCUCGCUGAUCAAAGGCCACAAGGUUGUGCUGAAUGGUCGCCGGGUGACCCUGCCUGUGUGGCCUGCACAGGGUCGGGUAAGCAUUAGGCCCAGUGGCUCUUUUAUUCUCUUCUACACGGAUUUUGGGCUUCAAGUUCGCUAUGAUGGAAAUCACCUAGUCAAAGUGACGGUGCCCUCCACCUAUGCUGGCCGGCUCUGUGGGCUGUGCGGAAAUUACAACAACAACAGCUUGGAUGAUGAUCUGAAACCAGAUAGAAAGCCUGCAGGCAGCUCCAUCCAACUGGGGGUUGCAUGGAAGUCAGAUGAAUACUCUGAAUCUGGCUGCUUCUUCUCAGGUGGCAAGCCUCCCAAAUGCCAGGGGAAUGAAGUGACAGAAACCUGGAAUAAGAACUGUAAUAUCUUAAUCGACCAUCUGGGACCCUUCUCCCAGUGCCACAAGGUGGUAUCCCCGGACUUCAGCUUCGCCAGUUGUGUGCAUGGCCAGUGUGGGACCAAUGGUGAUGUCCUGACCCUGUGCCGCUCCCUGCAGGCCUAUGCAUCUCUGUGUGCCCAGGCUGGCCAGACCCCUGCCUGGCGGAACAGCACCUUCUGCCCUCUGAAGUGCCCAUCUGGCAGCAGCUACAGCACCUGUACCAACCCUUGCCCAGCCACCUGCCUCAGCCUGAACACCCCACGAGACUGCCCAGCAGCACUGCCCUGUGCCGAGGGCUGCGAGUGCCAAAAAGGCCAUGUCCUGAGUGGAACCUCCUGUGUACCCUACAGCCAGUGUGGCUGCACCGACCCCCAGGGCUCCUACCACCCGGUUGGGGAGAGCUGGUACACGGACAACACCUGCUCCAGACUCUGUUCCUGCUCCAUCCACAACAACAUCUCCUGCCUCCAAACCUCCUGCAAGCCUACUGAACUAUGUGGGCCCCUGGAGGGGUUGAUACGCUGCAGUUAUGCAGGGAUGGGGGUGUGCCGGAUCUCAGACAACUCCCACUAUGUGAGCUUUGAUGGUAGUUACCAUGCCAUCAGGAACACCUGCACUUAUGUCCUGGCAAAAACGUGCCACUUUACCAUGGAACUGCCUUUCUUCAAGAUCAGUGGCGAGAAUGGGGAGACGGAAGGCCAAUCCCCUGCUUUUGACCUCCGUCAGGUCAACAUUAACAUUUUUGAUUCCCUUAUCACCCUGCAGAAGGACCAUCGUGUGCUGAUCAAUGGCAAACAGGUCAUCCUUCCCUCGAACAACCAGAUCCGGGGUGUCACCAUCUCUGUCAGUGGCAUCUACACCAUGCUCAGAGUUUACAUUGGGCUGCAAAUCAAGUUUGAUGACAGUGGGUUCUUAGAGAUUGAAAUACCUAGAGCCUAUUAUGGAAAGGUCUGUGGCUUGUGUGGAAACUUCAAUGGUGAGGAAGAGGAUGAACUAAUGAUGCCCAAUGACGAACUAGCCCAGAAUGACAGUGAAUUUGUGGAUAGUUGGCAAGAUAAGGAGGCCAACCCAAAUUGCCAACAAGAUAACGAAAUAGAUGAGCAGAUGAGGAUGAAAGUAGAACAUCAGGAAACUUUGACUGCAAACUGCAGGCAAGAUCACCUAGAGAGACCUCUGGAGCAAUGCCAAGAGGCCUUUCAGUCUCCGGUCUGGACUAAAUGUGCUGCCCAUGUGGCCCCUACACCCUUUCUGCUCAACUGUAUGCACAACCUCUGUGAGUUUAGCCUAAACCGUGCCCUCUGCGAGUCUCUGCAAGCCUUUGGGGCAGCCUGCCAGGCUCAGGGGCUCAAGCCCCCAAUCUGGAGAAACAGCAGUUUCUGCCCUCUGGAAUGCCCCACCCACAGCACCUAUACACCCUGUGUUCAGCCCUGCUCACCUUCCUGCUGGGACCCGAAAGACCAGUGCGAGGACACCACAGACCCCUCCAGCUGCGAGGAGGGCUGCAUUUGUCAGCCCGGCUACGUGCUCAGUGAGCAACAGUGUGUGCUCAGGACUCAGUGUGGCUGCAGGGAUGCCCAGGGCGACUUCCUCCCAGCAGGGAAAACCUGGCUCUCCAGUGACUGCACCCAGAGUUGUACCUGCAGAGCAGGAGGUAUUCAGUGCCAGCCCUUCACCUGCCCCUCUGGCUCUCACUGCAAGACUGACGCCAGCGGCAACAGCAGAUGCAUCGCCCCCAAGUGGGAACAAUGCUCAGUGUUUGGAGACCCCCAUUAUCGCACAUUCGAUGGCCUUAGCUACCGCUUCCAGGGCCGCAUGACCUACAUUCUGAUCAAGACCGUGGACAUGCUCCCCAGUGGCAUGGCACCCCUGGUCGUGGAGGGACGUAACAAAAUAUAUAUGCCCCUCAGCCAGAUCUUCCUGCACGAAAUCAUCGUGAUGGUCUACGGCUAUACAGUCCAGCUCCAGGCUGAACUGCAACUUGUGGUCAACAACCAGAAAAUGGACACCCCCUUCAACCCCAGCAAGAAACUGCAGGUUUCCAUUCGGGGCCAUCGGCUAUAUCUGAUCACUGACUUUGAGUUGGUUGUCAGCUUUGAUGGAAGGGACAACGCAGUGAUCUCCCUGCCCAGCACGUACCAGGGGCUUGUGUGUGGCCUGUGCGGGAACUUUGACAAGAACAUAAAGAAUGAAUUUAUGCUGCCCAAUGGUGUCCUCACUGAGAACCUCAACUAUUUUGGCAACAGUUGGGAGGUGAAGAUCAAGGGAGGCAACUCCCGCUUCUCAAGGUCCAUCCAAGAGGAGGAGGCGGGAGAAGAGAAGUCAGACUUCGAUGUGUCCGAAUGCCACCUGGAGCAGCUGGAGCUCAUCAACAGCACCCAGGCGUGCAGGGUGCUGGUGGACCCCCAGGGUCCUUUUGCUGCCUGUCACCAGAUUGUGGCCCCGGAGCCCUUCCAGGAACAUUGUAUGUUUGAUCUGUGUGUCACCCGGGACCCCAAAGAGCAGGAGAAGCUGCGCUGCCAGAUUCUCAGCGGAUAUGGCAUGCCCAGCCAAUACCAUCUAUCAGAGCUGUAUGACACCCUGCCCUGCCUCUUGUGCCAACCUGGUGGCCCCCAGGGACUGUGAGGGUCCCUGUGUGGAAGGCUGUGCCAGCCUCCCAGGCUACAUCUACAGUGGUGCCCAAAGCCUCCUCUGGCCCUCUGUGGCUGCACCAACAAUGGCAUCUACUACCAGCUGGGUGACAGCUUUGUGACUGAGGACUGCUCUCAGCGCUGCACCUGUGCCAGCUCGGAGGUCCUGCUGUGUGAGCCCUUCAGCUGCCAAGCUGGGGAAAUCUGCACUCUGGGGAACCUCACUCGCGGCUGCUUCCGAGAAAGCCCAUGUCUGCGGAACCCCUGUCAGAAUGACGGGCACUGUCAGGAGCAGGGCACCCACUUCACCUGUGAGUGUGAACUAGGUUAUGGGGGAGACCUCUGCGCGGAGCUUCGGGAUGUGCCACUUCCCAAAAAUCCAGUGUCCAACUUUGUGGCCAUCCUGUUGGGAAUGCUGGUGCCCACGGUGGUCAUAGUGCUGGCAGUGAUCAGAGAAUGUGUUUCCAAGAAGAGGAGGAGGAGGGAGAAGUGA